ACAGACCUUAUUACAAAGAUGAAACCUGAUGAAACUCCUAUGUUUGACCCAAGUCUGCUCAAAGAAGUGGACUGGAGCCAGAAUACAGCUACAUUUUCUCCAGCCAUUUCCCCAACACAUCCUGGAGAAGGCUUGGUUUUGUGGCCUCUUUGCACUGCUGACUUAAAUAGAGGUUUUUUUAAGGUACUGGGUCAACUGACAGAGACUGGAGUUGUCAACCCUGAGCAAUUUAUGGAAUCUUUUGAGCACAUGAAGAAAUCUGGGGAUUAUUAUGUCACAGUUGUGGAAGAUGUGACUCUAGGUCAGAUUGUUGCUACAGCAACUCUAAUAAUUGAACAUAAAUUCAUCCAUUCCUGUGCUAAGAGAGGUAGAGUAGAAGAUGUUGUCGUUAGUGAUGAAUGCAGAGGGAAGCAGCUUGGCAAAUUGUUAUUAUCAACCCUUACUUUGCUAAGCAAGAAACUGAACUGUUAUAAGAUUACCCUUGAAUGUCUACCACAAAAUGUUGGUUUCUAUAAAAAAUUUGGAUAUUCAGUAUCUGAAGAAAACUACAUGUGCCGGAGAUUUCUAAAGUAA
Choloepus didactylus (southern two-toed sloth) is the source of this 573-nucleotide messenger RNA. RefSeq names its product glucosamine 6-phosphate N-acetyltransferase-like. The coding region runs from base 19 to 573 and encodes 184 amino acids. Gene Ontology annotation, molecular function: monosaccharide binding; glucosamine 6-phosphate N-acetyltransferase activity. The record is from RefSeq and is a predicted model, not a curated record. Gene Ontology annotation, biological process: UDP-N-acetylglucosamine biosynthetic process. The transcript has a single exon. Gene Ontology annotation, cellular component: endoplasmic reticulum; Golgi apparatus; endoplasmic reticulum-Golgi intermediate compartment. NCBI's taxonomy places the organism in Eukaryota, Metazoa, Chordata, Mammalia, Pilosa, Megalonychidae.